Vigna unguiculata (cowpea) is the source of this 618-nucleotide messenger RNA. RefSeq lists its product as uncharacterized. Lineage: Eukaryota; Viridiplantae; Streptophyta; Magnoliopsida; Fabales; Fabaceae. The record is from RefSeq and is a predicted model, not a curated record.
AUGUUUAAAGAGGCUCGAAGAGAAGGUAAGAGGCCUGAUUGGAUUAGAGAUUCUAUUUGGAACAGUUUGUUGGAGAAAUGGAACAUGCCUAUGUAUCGAGAGAAAUGUGAUACAGCUAAGAAAAAUCGAUUAUUUGAAAAAGGUGGGAGUUUGCACACGGGGGGAUCUAUCAGCGUGCAUGACCAUGCUAUUCAUUUGACAGAGGAGCUUGGUCGUGCAGUCCAUGUUGAUGAAAUCUUUGAACAAACGCACAUACGAAAGGCUACAGGGGAUUUUGUCGAUGAGAGAUCUAGGCGGACACAUACACAAGCAUCUUCUAGUCAGCAAGUAAAUCCAGAGCAGAUUAUUCAACUUCAAACACGACUAGCAACUAGUGAAGAGCGCAUUCAUCAAAUGAGUUCCCAAUUUCAAACCCAAUUUGAUACGAUACAAAAUUUUAUUGGUGCAAUCAUCCAGUAUUUGCCGCCUUCAGCAGCAGCGAUUGCACAAACUAUUUUCCAACAGCCAAAUAUUGUGCAAGGGAAUCAGGCUGAACAAGAGAAUCAAGUGCAGCAUCAACAAGUGGAACAAGAUCAAGAAGAAGCCCAUAUUUCACCUCGUCCUUAUCGUGAUUAUUAG